AUGGAUGACGAUGGGGCGAGCGAAACAUAUCCAGAGAUUGACAGUGUGUCAGCCUCAGUAUUAAAAGCUGCUGGUGUGAAGAUGACCAUGUUGCCCAGCCUCACUAAGGAGGAUUUGCGAGACCUGUUUCCUGGACCAGAAAACUUUUUAAGAAGAAGACACAUUUGGCAACUUGUUCAUGGUGAUGUGGAGAGUCAGAAAUCCAAUUGCCCAGUCCUUGACACUUCUGGUAUUGACAGCCCACCUACACCUUUGCUUUCUUCCUCCUCUGACAGCAACAUCUGCUCUCCAACACCCUUCAAUUCUCCAAAACCUAAACAUAAAGAUUGUUCUGGUGCCACUAAAAAGGUGCGGCUCAUUAGUCCAGAGUAUGUCAUAUACACUGACACAGAACUAGAACUAGCAAGAAGUGCUUACUUCGAAAAGCAGCGUGCUGGACAAGACAAUGACUACACCAUGCCAAAAGACUUGCGCUGUAGACUCAUUAGGAAUACAGUUACAAGCAUGAUUGCUAUCAAAAGAGCGUCCGAGGAUGAUUUUAAGUACCCAGGCCCCCGUGAACUGACUGCCAUGGCUAAACGUCUAGUGGAAUACUACCCAAUGCUUCGAGACAAGUCUACGCCCAGUACACCUGAAUGGGAAAUGUUGAAGAAGCAGUUGUUGAAAAGGGUUCAGAAUGUGACAACUCCAAAAAAGAAGCAAGGAGCAACCCCAUCAAGAAAAGGACUCUCUUCACCUGCCUCAUCAGUCGCCUCGUCCUCUGCCUCCACUGUGAUCCUAGAGAAGUCAACUCCAUCUACUUCCCAAGAGGAUCUCUUGAGUGAGAGCCCACAGAGCCAAGCAAGACACUAUAAAACUCUACAGGAUAUGUACAAAACUAAGAACAAACCAAACAAGGAAGAUGUAUCUCAGCUGUUGGAACUGGAGUUCCAAUCUAGACGGGCUUUCAUUGACUCUGAUGUGAUGAAGGAACAGGACAGGCCUACGAAGAUACUGCAGGCUUAUCCAUGUUUUAAAGAACUUAGCCAUAUCAUCGAUGAACUUCACCGAAUCCUUGCAAGAGGAAACCCCUUCUUCACAAUGGAGCUGAAGAAACGUUGGCUGAGAUUUUUUAACCAGGCGCAGUUUUCUGGGGUGUUCAAAAAAUUCAUAGGGCCACCAUUGCAGGACCAAGUAAAGAAUGCACUUGCUGUCCUGAAAGUACUGCCUCAGAUGUUCCCUUCGCAUGUAGGUCUGCCGAAGAGGUUGGGACACCCAAGUGAUGCUUUGUUUCACAUUUUGACGUCAGCAGAGGACCCCAACACUUAUCUUCAAUCAAGACCCUUGGUCAGCCCUGUGGUGAUUGUCUGUGAGACAAACUGCAUCCUGGCCAUUGGAACGGUUCCUCUGCUUACUUUCCCCAAAGAAGACCUCAGUGAAAGUGUGAUAGCCAUCAGGAGCGAUCCGUUCUGUCGGAGUAAGCUGUCAGGUAAUAGUCGCUGGCAGAAGUCACCAGAGACCCUCGCCAACUCUGCAUCUCAAAUAAACGGCCCGCGAGGAGGCGGAGCGGAGUGGAGUGCUGCCGCCAACAAACAGCAAUGA
Messenger RNA from Knipowitschia caucasica, 1581 nucleotides. The record is from the annotation of a GenBank genome assembly. Lineage: Eukaryota; Metazoa; Chordata; Actinopteri; Gobiiformes; Gobiidae.